Molecule: messenger RNA, 1632 nt
Organism: Cryphonectria parasitica EP155
Lineage: Eukaryota; Fungi; Ascomycota; Sordariomycetes; Diaporthales; Cryphonectriaceae
Product: alpha/beta-hydrolase
Exons: 1
Coding region: 1-1632 (543 amino acids)
Source: RefSeq, a predicted model, not a curated record
AUGGCUCAGAACCCAGGCAUGCUCUACGUGACGAUGCAGCCCAAGCCGGGCCUGUCCCUCGACCAGUUUCACGAGUGGUACAACAACGAGCACGGCCCAACUCGCCUGCGGCUCCCCCAGAUAUUCAGCAACGGCCUGCGCUACGCAGCCACGGACGCCGAGCAGCCGCACUUCCUCGCGGCCUACGACGUCACCUCUAUGCACCACCUCGACACCCCGACAUACACCUCCCUGCGCGAGAACAGGAGCCCCCGUGAGGCCCAGACUAUUGGCCAGGUCGACGUCAAGCGCUACUUCUACGACCUUGUCUCCGAGCGCAAGGCGCCUUCCUUCCGGCCUAUUGAGCAGCUUGCAGACGGCGAGGCUGAGGGCCAGGUAUUGGUGGCUGUUGAGAACACCGUGACUGCCGUGGAGGGGGCUGAGCAGGCACUGGACAAGUGGUACGAGGAGGAACACAUCCCGAUGUUGUCCAAGGUGCCCGGCUGGCUGCGUACGCGCCGCUUCCGGACGGCCACCAGCCUGGACAAGGAGGCGCCCCUCAAGUACCUCAUCCUGCACGAAUAUACUAAGGAGAACGGGCUGGGGGGGCCCGAGUACAAGGCUGCCACGAGCACCAAGUGGAGGGAGGAAAUCUUCGAGAAGGUCAUAGCCAGCAAGCACAGGAGGACGUACUCGCUCUUCUACGUGUUCGGGCCAGGGCCGAGAGACCUCGCCUCCCUAGCCAAGCUGCCGGCAGAAAAGGCAUUUGUGUCCUCCGACGCCAGGAUCAGGACAACGCCUCAUAACGGCAAGCCUGUACUGCAAGCCUUCAUCCCCGUCAAGGAUGGUCUCUCGAUCCCCUAUCAGCUAGAGGGAAAUCCAGAUCCCAAGGCGCCCACCAUCGCCUUCUGCAACUCGCUUCUCACGUCCUUGCAAAUGUGGGAUCCCCUGGUGGAUAUACUGAAGGAGGCCCGGCCCGAGUUCCGCAUCCUGCGGUUCGACACUCGGGGACGCCAUACAGUUCCCGAGCCCCCAGUCGCAGUGACUCUGGAUAUGGUGUCCGACGACCUGGCAGCAGUGCUAUCGGCCCUGCGAAUCGAGAAGCUGCACGCACUCAUAGGCGUCAGCAUGGGCGGCGCCAGCACCCUCAAGUUCGCGCUGAAAUAUCCAGGCAAGGUGGACCGUUUCAUCGCCUGUGACUUUAAUGUUAAUAGCUCCGAGGCCAACACGCAGGCCUGGAAGGACCGCAUUGCCGUGGCCGAGUCGGUCGGUGAGGACGGCACCCCGGGCAUCAGGAAGCUGGCGGCCAUGACGGUCGAGCGCUGGUUCCACCCGCACACCAUGACGGCCAAGAUCAAUGUCGCGAGCUGGAUGACGGAGAUGGUGGCCGACAACGAUAUUCAGGGGUUCAGGUACGGCUGCCAGGCACUGUGGGACUACAAUAUGCGCGGGGAGCUCAAGGGCUGCACGGUCCCGGGCCUCCUAGUGGUUGGUGAGGGUGACGGGAAGGGCGCGCUGGUCAAGGCAAUGGAGAGUUUCAAGGACAGCGUGGGUGAGAAGGGCGCGGAGCUGAAGAUUGUGCCUGAAGCAGGACAUCUGCCCAUGUGCGAGAGCCCACAGGGCUUCUGGGACGCCAUCAGUGGGUUCCUGUAA